Glossina fuscipes is the source of this 1279-nucleotide messenger RNA. Its product is annotated as UPF0687 protein C20orf27 homolog. The coding region runs from base 582 to 1118 and encodes 178 amino acids. The record is from RefSeq and is a predicted model, not a curated record. Lineage: Eukaryota; Metazoa; Arthropoda; Insecta; Diptera; Glossinidae. The transcript is spliced from 2 exons.
GAAAUAUAUUAAUUUUGGUUGCUUUACUAUUUGUCAGUUGCGCUAAGUUUUCAAAAUUUUGCAAUUUAUAAAAUUCUAAGCAAAUACAACACAAGUGAACAUUUUUGAAGUGAUUGGCAAAAUAUAAUUCGCUUUCUGUUGCCUCACCAAUAACCGUAACUUUUUUACAUCAAUAUAAUGACAAUGCCCAUACAUUACAAAGAUCACAAAAGCUAUAAAAAACAAGCGAUAAAAAAGUGUUGAAGAUAAAAAAAAGUGUAAACAAAAAGUGGAGUAACUUUAUGUAGUCGGCUUGCCAUAUUUAAUUCUUACCCAGUUUGGGAAGCAGUCAAUUAGUAGAAAAAUCAUAAUAUUCUUUAAUUGCUGUUAUCAGAUUGAUCUGCUUCGAAAAACGUUCCUUUCGAAAAUUACUUCGGCAAUUUUGGCGCGGAUGCUGUGGUUGUCUUUUUUAAUUUGAUUAACACACCUACAAGAAAAACUAACUAAUCAAUUUUCAAACCUUAUUUAAACAAUAAGUGAACUUACACAUAAGCUAAACACCGUUUUGGCAAAUAUUUUCACUUUUUCAUUAUAUUGAAGAAAUGUCGCAAGGAACAACUAUUGAUCAGUCCGGAGAUCACCAUGUGCACUUUGAUACGGCUAGCCUUAAAGAUGAUUUCGACUCGGAUAGUUGCGUAACGUAUCAACGUUCAAGCGAUACAAUUGUCGUCAGUUUGGGUUUUCUGCAAAUCAAUCAUAGAUAUUCGAUCGACUUAAAACUACCUUGCAAUCUAUUUGGCAACAUUGGUACAUCGCCGAAUCAAUUCCAGCCCGAUAUAACAACAGUUCCUAAUUUGCAUUGCCGCAUUAAAGAAUUUUCUGGUCUUAAGCAUGAUGAGCAUGAUUUUUAUGAGAUGAAAAUUGAAUUCUUCGCUUACAAAGAGAAAUUAUUGCGCGAAACUUUGCAUAUUGUUAAUUCUAAUAAUUCCAAAGAAGUUCUAAAGCUUAUUAUAGCUGCUCGAGUGCUUGGUAAAGGCAAAGGCACACCUAUGUUGCGAAACGGUAUACAUUGCAUUGGUGUAGAAAGAGACGAGGAGUCGGAAGCCUCAGAUUAUCCUGGAUUCCGCAAAGAUACCUAAACUCAUAGAAGAUCAAUAGUAUUUUCCUUUUUAAUUCUCUCAUUCAUAUGCUUAUUGAUAAGAAAACUGUAAAUCCAGUUUGUUGUAUUAGUUUACCAAAAAAAUUUCCUAAAUAUCAUCAUAUAUAUAUAUAUAUUGUCGAUAUACUAUUAUAUAUCUAU